Molecule: messenger RNA, 1026 nt
Organism: Lachancea thermotolerans CBS 6340
Lineage: Eukaryota; Fungi; Ascomycota; Saccharomycetes; Saccharomycetales; Saccharomycetaceae
Product: KLTH0E10362p
Exons: 1
Coding region: 1-1026 (341 amino acids)
Source: RefSeq, a predicted model, not a curated record
AUGAGCCGACCGCCCUCGGCCGCCAUGGAGCGGCGCUACAGCGCCGACGCGCGCCUGGACGGGGACGGAGACGGGUGCGACGCGCUGGGCGGCGCGUGCGCGCCGCCGCCAGCGCCGCCGCCCGCGGGCGCGAGCGCGAGCGUGGGAGCCGGGCUGGUCGCGGCGUCCGCGCCGCCGGUUGUGGGCUACGAGCCGGUGCCGGUGCGUGCGCUGUACUCAACGCCCGCCCACAGCUACCAGGUCCUCGCGGGCCACGUACCAAGCCACAUGCCAGGCCACAUGCCGGGCCAGCCACAAGGUCACAUUCAUAGCCAGUCGCUUCACCAGUUUGGUGCAGCCGCGUCGCCCGCGUCAAGCGCGAGCCCGGGCAGCGUCCGUCGCGUCGGCCGCCGCUUCUGGCAGCCCUCCGAGGACAUCGUCCUGCUGGACACCGUGUUGGCGCACCGCUACGAGGUUCCCAUCUCGCCCAACGUGCGCCACUUUUGGGACUCCGUCAGCCGGCAGCUGUUCCAGGAGCACGCGCUGCAGCGCAACACGCGGCAGUGCCGCGACCGGUUCAACCUGCUGUACGCGCGCGGCGUUCGCAACGCGGCGUGCAACGUGGAGCCCGAGAACGCGCGCGACGCGCUGAUUCUCAAGGUCGCGCGCGUGUUCCACGCCACGGACCAGGGACACUACCGCAUGAGCCCCGGCGCGGACACCAGCACGGACACGAGUAUGGGCCCCAGCGCCGGCAUCCUCACCGCGCCGGCAGGCGCGACGCCACAGGCUGGCAACAGCAUGGACUGGAACUACAUGGCGAACUCGGUCUCGUCGCUGGUCGCCAGCACCCGGAGCCUGGCCGCGGAGGUGCGGGACCUCUCCGAGAGGUUUACGCAGCUGUCGCAACAGGUCAGGUACAUCCAGGUGCGCCUGGCGUGCGCGCCUGAGCGCUCUGCGACGGGCCAGUUUGGCGCCCCGGACCUGCCGUACGACUCGCAGUUCCACAACCCUCCUGCAUACCCGCCUCCCGGCGGGCGCGAGUGA